Drosophila albomicans is the source of this 1093-nucleotide messenger RNA. Its product is annotated as deoxyribonuclease TATDN1. NCBI's taxonomy places the organism in Eukaryota, Metazoa, Arthropoda, Insecta, Diptera, Drosophilidae. Bases 98 to 1009 code for a protein of 303 amino acids. The record is from RefSeq and is a predicted model, not a curated record. The transcript has 5 exons. Gene Ontology annotation, cellular component: cytosol. Gene Ontology annotation, molecular function: 3'-5'-DNA exonuclease activity.
CCGAAAUAUAAUGAAUGGUCACACACCCACACCGGUGUUUAAUAAAACAGCUUUUAUAAAGUUUUAAAGAAAAAGCUCUACACAGUACUACUUUAAAAUGGCUUUAAAAUAUAUUGAUAUUGGCGCAAAUCUAACGGAUCCUAUGUUCCGUGGCUGCUAUGGUGGCUCAACCAAGCACCAGGCUGACCUCAAUUUUGUCUUGGAUCGCGCGUGGCAACAUGGACUGCAGAAGCUGAUAGCCACAUCUGGAUGCGUGAGCGACGUGGACGAAGCUCUGGAACUAGUAGCCAAAGAUGGCAAACUCGUCACAACAGUGGGCGCGCAUCCCACACGCUGUGGUGAAUUCGUGGCAGAACCAGAGCAAUACUACAAUGAGCUGCGCUCCAGAAUCAAGGCAAAUCCACAGAAAGUAGUCGCUGUUGGAGAAUGCGGUCUAGACUACGAUCGUUUGCACUUCUGUGACAAGGAAACACAAAAGCAAUACUUUGAGAAGCAGCUGAGUUUAGCCGAAGAAUUUAAAUUGCCUUUAUUCUUGCAUAUGCGGAACGCCCACGAGGACUUUAUGGCUAUAUUAGAACGUAAUAGAGAUAAACUGAAAGCCUGUGGUGGAGGCGUGGUGCACAGCUUCACUGGCACACUAGAGGAGGCUCAGAGCAUACUGGCAUUCGGUGGCCUCUACAUUGGUUUGAAUGGUUGCUCUUUGAAAACAGAAGAAAACGUCGAAGUGGUACGACAACUGCCCAAUGAUCGGAUAAUGCUGGAAACGGAUUGUCCUUGGUGCGGCAUUCGUCCCUCUCAUGCGAGUCACAAGCACGUGUCCACCAAGUUUCCGACUGUUAAAAAGAAGGAAAAAUGGACCGCGGAGACAUUGAUAGAUGGUCGCAACGAACCCUGUCAGAUUACUCAAGUACUGGAGGCAAUAGCGGGAAUUAAGCAGGAGCCCAAGGAGAAACUGGCCGAAAUCUACUAUCAAAACACAGAGGAUUUGUUCUUUAGCAAGACGAAAUAAAAGAAAUUGUUACAUUUUAUGCUUUUACAUUUAUUGUAUGUAUUAUUGUUUCUCAUGUCCUAAAUGCAAAUGAAUUCAAAAAUA